Molecule: messenger RNA, 3011 nt
Organism: Annulohypoxylon maeteangense
Lineage: Eukaryota; Fungi; Ascomycota; Sordariomycetes; Xylariales; Hypoxylaceae
Exons: 2
Coding region: 52-2580 (842 amino acids)
Source: RefSeq, a predicted model, not a curated record
GUUUCACAUUUCAUCUACUAACGAUAUCACCCUAGAGAAUAGCACUUCCUAAUGGCAGACGUAUCUGGAAGCAGCAAUGGAGGUUCCCAAGAGGAACCUAAUGGAUCCACGCCCUCUAAGACUUCACUGCCCCUAAUCACUAUCUCAUCACCUAAUUGCAACGCCUCUGGUGUAAGUGAUGCUGGUGUGAAGGAGGCAGCGUCGAAUGAUUCUGUUGCUGAAGAAUCUCCGACCACGUACCGACGAUCUGUGUCAGAAGGAAGUCUUCACGAUGUGGUGGAGAUGCCCUACCUGGAGGCGCCUCCGAACUCCCCCGUACUCGAAAAAGAAGACGACAACGAGCUCGAGUACAAAGAGCCGGACGAUAACGUCUCUAACACGAUUAACCGCAUCCUAGAAGUCUUUGCUGAUCGUCCUGAGACGGAUAUUGAACCCCCCUUCCGCAAUCCGUCCAAGUCUCAGAUCAAGAUGCGCCGCGAGGGAAUGUACAAUGGAUUCAGCGCCGCUCACUUUGGCUCAGUCAGUGGCCCCCCUCUAGGUCUUCCUCAGAGUCCCCCCAGCGCGAGCCGUGGCCAUCGGCGAUCCAAGUCAAUCCGAGACUUCGGUUUCGGAAGUUCGAAGAACAACGCCACUGCUAGUGACUUGCAACAUUUGCUCAAUGAUGAUUCUCGAGCAAGCUUGGGUGGUUCAUCCUAUGAGGAUGUGUUCAUGAACGCGUGUAACACAUCUUACUAUCUCGGCGGUCGUGAUUCAGCGACACUAAGACCCGCAAGAGGACGAGAUGUAAGCUUCGCUAUGCGCCAUGUGGGCCUAGUGAGCGAAGCAAGCCAGGCCACCAUUGUCACCGAAGACGAAGACAGUCCUUUGAGACACCAAGCAACCCGUCUUCCAUCCACAAGUGCUUAUGGUGACUUAAGAAGCCAGAGGGACCAUGGCAUUAACCAGAACCCCAAUAUUCCCGAGCAGGAUGAGGGUUUGGUUAUGCGCGAUUCUGCGAACACCGAUGAUUGGUGUACUACAGAGAUGAACAGUGAAGCUGGUUUUGUCUCGGGUACUUCGAUGAACCACCCCAACAUAAUCCAACCCACCGGCAGCAGUGUUGCAGGCAACUCGGAGGAAAGUGUGUGGAGAAUGCCCACUACAGUUAGAUAUCGGCCUCGAGUUAUACAGCAUCCAGGCUUGAAGGGCCAGCAGGAGUCUUAUGAGAUGCACACCAUGAAGCCAUCGAAAUGGCCUGUGCUUCUUCCGAAGGGUCAGCAUUCUCGUCCGGGAGGUUAUCCCGAGAACUCAUCGCGCUGUUUCACGGUUGGUGAAAGCAACGAACACCCUACAUCUCCUAUGCGUAACGUGUCUAGCACGAACCCUUUCCUGCGAAUCGAUAGUAAUCGACGCAACAUGGACUCGGGAAGCCUUAUUCUCCCAACAAGCUACACCGGUCGAUCCCGCUUCGAAUUCCGAGACUCGGUGUCAACGUUCGCUACCCAGACGUUGGAGCGUCACCCGUCGAACGCUCGCUUGUCCAUGGCACCGACUGAAUCCGGAGAUGGAGUUCUCGAAAAGGUCCCUCUUAGAGAGAACCUUCCUGUAGUCAAGUCCGAAUCGGACGACUCUUUGGCUGAGCAGACCUCAUCGAAGGUAGUAGAGGUUUCUUCCCAGAAACCAUCCGACCCUUGCCUUGUUGACCAAGAUUAUCCCAACCGUCGCAUGGCUUCACGCAAGAUCAGCAAGGACAAGGAUCCAAACUGGGUUGACCUGGAACCGUCUACCUCCAAUGCAGAGCUCAUGUCAUCUCGUUCGAAGUUUGAAUUCGAGCUCAUCCCACUCGACGAGGCUCAGCGUCUGAACAAGGAGCAACGCGACUGUGGCGAAACGGAUGAGACUGAAUCGACAAUUAAGCGUUGUCUACGAGCUGAGAAUGUCAAGUCGAUCCGGGCGGUUUCGAACACUCCCGCUCGAAUUCCGCAUCCCCUUCGCAAGCAUACGCGAAGAAUUGAAGAUGCCCCCAAGCUGUCCAUCGACUUCAGCCCCUCGAGCGUCUUUUAUACAGACGCUCUCCGAGACAUAACCCCUCCUUUCUCCGCCACCACCCAUCCCAACCUCGCUGAGCCCGCGAAGGCCAGAGUUCGUACGCCAAGUGUAACCGAGGACACAAUUCUGACCCCUCUGGGAGCGCCAUCGUGGAUCGAAAGAAUGAAGACUCAUGCUGUAGACAAGAAGAAUUCGGUGCAGCGCAAGAUCUCCAACAUGACGGUGAUCCACCAUGUUGGCAUGGACAACGAUAGCCAGAUGAGCCUCGCUGCCAUCGAGGACAUGACGGAGCCCUACCUGUCUUAUGGUGCUCGUGUCAAGCGCCAGCGAAUCUUCGCCGCAGCCGCAUGCGUGUCUGCACUCUUCCCAUUCAUCGCAAUCCUCGUAAUGGCCGGAAUACUUGAUCCUGUUCUGCUGUGGUACACUAGUGGUGAAGCACGCCGACUGACCAUCCGUCAGCACAACAUUGUUAGGAACAUGUUCCUAGCAUGGUGUUGUGUUCUCAUGAUCUUGUUACCGACAAUCAUUGCGGUGUACGUGAAGAGAUCGUAGAGUUUGACUACGACGGAUAGAGAUUAAGUCUCCAGGCAUUGGUAAUAUUUUAGAAAUGGGUUGAAACGGAGUUUCAUCAAGGGCGUUUGGGAAAGGUACUUGGGCUGGUACUGAAGCACUAACAAAGUGCAUACUUGUUUGAAUUUUCCUUUUCUUUAUCUGGGCGCUGCCGAUGCGCAGCAAUUUUUUCUUUCUUUCCCUCUGUCUCAUCACGAUUCGACGAGAAACGACGAGAACCCUGUGCUAUUGGGGUUUACGAUCACCAAUGAUAACGCCGGCAACGAUAACAAUCAUGACGAAUGACAACGGCAGCUCUCCUUUGUUAAGGAUGAUCUUAUCAUCUCUGGGGAUAACAUAGCAGGCAGGAUAGGAUCUCGUGAAACCUUUUGACUCUGAUUGAUAGCAGUCAUUGGAGAUGAAAGGAUAGGGAC